AUGGCCGAUCAGAUCGCUCGGGUCGUGCCAAAGAUCGUUUCCGAGCUCCAAGGAUCUACCACUCCUCCAUCUUCUGUAGAUUCCAAAACGGAGAAGCCGACUACUACCAAGUUCAACUAUAAACACUUCGUCUCCUGCAACCCCAAACCAUUUACGGGCAGUGAUGGGGUAACAGCUAUGCUAGAGUGGUUUGACAGCAUAGAGGUCACUUUCAUCAACAGCGAAUGCCCCGAACAUUUGAAAACCAGGAGUGCUACUGGAGUGUUUCAAGGUAGGGCUUUGGAAUGGUGGGCUAAUGAAAGGAACAUCCGUACAAAUGAAGCAGCUUAUGCCCUUCCAUGGGCUGAGGUGCGUGAAUUGAUGAUGCUUGAAUUCUGCCCUCCCCAUGAACAGCUCAAUCUCGAAGAAGAAUUUUGGCACUUAAAGCAAAUUGGUGAUGACAACAUGGCGUAUACUACCUGGUUCAAGCAGCUAAGUUUUAUCGUUCCUCACUUGGUUUUGACUCCUAAGCGAAUGAUAACCAAGUAUAUCAAUGGUCUGCCUCCUACUAUACGUGAUUCCAUCGAAGCAGCUCACCUAGGAACUAUUGAGGAAUUCUACCGUCUCGCAACCAAUCUCAACAACAAUCGUCAGCCAAGUGGCAGCAAGAACAAGAAACGGAAAGCUCAGGGCUCGGGAUGUAAUGCUAUUACUCCUGCUGCUAACCCUACAGCGAAACCUGCUCCUACUCCUGCUGCUGCUAACCCUGCUGCUCCUGAGGUGAAGAUACAAUACACUCGGUCUUACCCUAAGUGUGCGACGUACAACUUUCAUCAUCCUGCUACUUCUGCAUGCCGAUUGUGCACCAACUGUAACCGCUAUGGUCACACGGCUCCCUACUGUCGUCAAGCUAAUCCUGCUCCCCAAGCUCAGCAAGCUCCUGCUCCACCAGCUCAAGCAGCUCUUCCAGCUCCUCCUCUACAGAACCCAGGGCCGAUCAAUGCAGUUCGUGCAUGUUUUCAGUGUGGGGAUACUACUCAUCUUCGCAAUCGUUGCCCCCAGCUGAACCAAGAUCAACAAGCAGCCACUCGUGGACGAGCGUUUAACCUCAAUGCUAAUCAGGCUCGCAACAACAAUGACAUGGUGAAUGGUAUGUUUCUCGUUAAUAAUCUCUAUGCUUCGAUCCUAUUUGAUACUGGUGCCGAUAAGAGUUUUGUGUCCGUGGAAUUCGAGUCUUUGAUAAAUUAUACACGCUCUAAGUUACCUGAGUCGUUCUCUGUUGAGGUCACCAAUGGUAAGUCGAUUCUUGUUAAUUCUAUUGUGCGUGAUUGUUCCUUGAUUCUUAACGAUCACGUAUUCUCUAUUGAUCUUAUACCUAUGCGUUUGGGUAGUUUUGAUGUCAUUAUCGGCAUGGAUUAG
Molecule: messenger RNA, 1398 nt
Organism: Helianthus annuus (common sunflower)
Lineage: Eukaryota; Viridiplantae; Streptophyta; Magnoliopsida; Asterales; Asteraceae
Exons: 2
Coding region: 1-1398 (465 amino acids)
Molecular function (GO): zinc ion binding; nucleic acid binding
Source: RefSeq, a predicted model, not a curated record